GGCUUUUGGCUUCGAGGUAGUCAUUGGGUGCUAAAGGGCUUCACUGUUGCCGACUCUCCAAAGGGUAUAGUACUGGAGGGCGCCUCACAUAACCUCAUAGACAACGUUGAGGUGCAUAACGUUAAGCAGGAGGGCGUCCACUUCCGGUAUGGCAGCUCCGAUAAUACAAUCCAGAACUCGUACAUUCAUCACACCGGGAGGGGCACCACAAAGGAUCAGGGUUAUGGCGAGGGUGUCUACCUCGGACAAGCGUUUACUUCUGUGAGCAAUUGGCAGGGUGGCAAACCAGACAAGAGUGACCGAAACAAAGUGCUAAACAACCGGAUCGGACCCGAAGUCACAGCCGAGUGCAUAGACAUCAAAGAAGGCUCGUGUUGUGGUGAAGUGCGGGGCAACCACUUCGAUGGCCAUGGUGAAUCGGGACAAAACUAUGCCGAGUCUCACAUCGAUGUUAAGGGCGAUAAGUAUGUUAUCGAAGGCAAUACCGGCACUCAUCCAUUGAAAAACGGUUUUGAGAUUCACCACCAGGCAAAGGCUGGUAUAGGCGGCUGCGAAAAUACUAUUAAAGGCAAUACUUGCAGCGGUUUACCAUCGGGUGGCAAAUGUACAAUUAGCUUUUCCAAGGCCUGCAAAAACUACAUUGAUAAC
Medioppia subpectinata is the source of this 648-nucleotide messenger RNA. NCBI's taxonomy places the organism in Eukaryota, Metazoa, Arthropoda, Arachnida, Sarcoptiformes, Oppiidae. The record is from the annotation of a GenBank genome assembly.